GAUCGGCGUCGACGUCGACGAGGCUCGGCGGAGGAGAGAGGACAACCUCGUCGAGAUCCGAAAGAACAAGAGGGAAGACAACCUCUUGAAGAAGAGAAGGGAGGGCCUUCUGCUCGCUGGAGGCCUGAACUCGCUAGAUCUCUUGUCGCAGACCGCUCUAGGGCUCGAGAAGAAGCUGGAAAGCCUUCCUGAAAUGGUACAAGGAGUUUGGUCUGAGAAUCCAGUGACGCAGUUGGAAGCAACUACCCAGUUUAGGAAGCUUCUAUCAAUUGAGAGGUGUCCCCCAAUCGAAGAAGUCAUUAAGGCAGGUGUGAUACCACGCUUUGUGGGAUUUCUUUCAAGGAAUGAUCUUCCACAACUGCAAUUUGAAGCAGCGUGGGCUCUGACAAAUGUAGCUUCUGGGACUUCAGAGCACACGCAUCAUGUCAUUGAACAAGGAGCGGUUCCAAAAUUUGUAGAGCUUCUGAAUUCUUCAAGUGAUGAUGUUCGAGAGCAGGCUGUUUGGGCCCUAGGAAAUGUAGCUGGUGACUCCCCACGGUGUAGGGACCUUGUUCUAGGACAUGGUGCCCUCAUGCCUCUCCUGGCUCAAUUGAUUCAGCAGUCAAAAAUGUCAAUGCUCAGAAACGCUACAUGGACAUUGUCUAACUUCUGUCGUGGAAAACCACCAGCACCAUUUGAGCAGACUAAGCCAGCACUGCAGAUACUUCAGCAACUUAUUCAUUCAACUGAUGAUGAAGUACUGACAGAUGCAUGCUGGGCCCUCUCUUAUCUUUCUGAUGGAACAAAUGACAGAAUUCAAGCUGUGAUAGAGGCAGAUGUCUGUCCCAGACUAGUAGAACUUUUGCUUCAUCCAACCCCUACAGUUCUGAUACCCGCCCUUCGCACAGUGGGGAAUAUAGUCACUGGAGAUGAUGCUCAGACUCAGUUUAUUAUCGACAACAAAGUGCUUCCUUGCCUUCUUCAACUACUCACGCAUAAUUACAAAAAGAGCAUUAAAAAAGAAGCUUGCUGGACGAUCUCAAAUAUUACCGCUGGAACUAGAACUCAGAUCCAGGCCGUUAUUGAUUCAAACAUCAUAGGUCCACUAGUUUAUCUCUUGCAAAAUGCUGAAUUCGAGAUUAAAAAGGAGGCUGCAUGGGCUAUAUCAAAUGCUACUUCUGGGGGUUCCCAUGAGCAGAUACAGUAUUUGGUGAGCCAGGGUUGUAUAAAGCCACUAUGUGAUCUCCUUAUCUGUCCAGAUCCAAGGAUAGUAACAGUUUGCCUUGAGGGCCUCGAGAACAUUCUAAAAGUCGGAGAGAGCAACAAGGAAUCGGGUGAAACUAAUGGAGUGAACGUGUUUGCCCAGAUGAUCGAUGAGUGUGAUGGUUUAGAUAAAAUCGAGAGCUUGCAAGGGCACGACAACAAUGAGAUAUAUGAGAAGAGCGUGAAGAUUCUUGAGCGGUAUUGGGUUGAUGAUGAAGAUGAAGAGCAGAAUAUGCAAAGUGUGGGUAAUAUGCAGCAGGUAUUUGAAUUUGGAGGUCAAAUGCCUCCCCAGGGUGGGUUCAAGUUGGGUUGAACCGUCUCAUUUUUUCCCCGCGUAUUCAUGGGUUUCCUUACAAUUCCAUUGCUUGAAGAUUAAUGGUUUUUAAAUCACUAUAAGUUACCACCGAAGGAUUAGCGAUUUUGGGCCGACUCCUGAGGAGUUUCUUACGGUAUGGAUUUGUAGUGAUAUUGCUUCUACUCUAUCCUCUUGUUUUUAUUCUAUUGUGUUGGAGAAAUGUAAAGCUCCACAAGUUGUCGUCUACAGGAUUGUUGUCAAUUGUUAUAAGAUCAAACUGGAAAUACAGUCAAUUUGCUCCAACAGCUCAAUUUGAUCUUAAUCUUUCCCAAUU
Molecule: messenger RNA, 1871 nt
Organism: Asparagus officinalis (garden asparagus)
Lineage: Eukaryota; Viridiplantae; Streptophyta; Magnoliopsida; Asparagales; Asparagaceae
Product: importin subunit alpha-4-like
Exons: 10
Coding region: 194-1555 (453 amino acids)
Biological process (GO): NLS-bearing protein import into nucleus
Cellular component (GO): nucleus; cytoplasm
Molecular function (GO): protein binding; nuclear import signal receptor activity
Source: RefSeq, a predicted model, not a curated record